Messenger RNA from Gracilinanus agilis (Agile Gracile Mouse Opossum), 1696 nucleotides. RefSeq names its product BLOC-1 related complex subunit 6 (gene BORCS6). The coding region runs from base 193 to 855 and encodes 220 amino acids. Gene Ontology annotation, biological process: lysosome localization. Gene Ontology annotation, cellular component: BORC complex. The transcript has a single exon. The record is from RefSeq and is a predicted model, not a curated record. Lineage: Eukaryota; Metazoa; Chordata; Mammalia; Didelphimorphia; Didelphidae.
ACCUCCCACUUUCCGGCUGUUCCCGGAACCCACUGCUCGGACCCAGUCCCGGAAAGCCUCCUUCUCUUCCGUCCCCAGGCCUCGGAUCCGGUGAGAACCCCUUACGAGCCCUCGGCCCUAGUGCCGACCCGUCUCUGUGCCUCCAGGGGCGAAGCGGACGCGGGGAGGCAGCGCGCCCGGAGUAACAGCGGGAUGAAUCCAGAGGAGGAGGAGGAAGAGCGCGAGCUGGAAAAAGGGGGCCGCCCGUUUGCCGGGCGCCUCCAGGACAGCCGCAGCUUAGACGGACUGAGCGGGGCGUGCAGCGGUGGGGGGUUGGGCGGGACAGCUACGCCCGGCGGCCCGGAGCAGGGGGCGGGCGGGGGACGCAGGGCCACCAUCUCCAGCGCCCUCGAGCUGGAGGGUACGGUCAGCAGACACGGGGACCUCACCCAUUUCGUGGCUAACAACCUGCAGCUCAAGAUCCGCCUUAGUGGGAAUCCGCAGCCUCCUCCGCAGCCGCCGCCCUCCCCCCGACCGGCCCCGGCUCCUGCACCAACCAUCCCGCCCAUAGAUCCGGAGGUACUCCGGGACCUGGAGCGGCUGAGCCGGGAACUGGGUGCCCGUGUGGAACGGCUGCUUCGCGGGCUCGGCGGCGCAGUGCAGGAGCUGACCGCGUUGAGCGUAGGCUGCAUCCAGACUUACCGAGACGCCGUGGACUCAUUGGGAGAGGCGGUGGACAUGAGUAUCAAGGGCAUGUACACACUGCUGGCUAGAUGCGAAGAGCUAGAGCGGGCCCUGCAGCCAGUCCAGGGAUUGGCCCGACAAAUCCGGGACAUUCGCCGCACUCUGGAAGUGCUGGAGGCUCUCUGCAAAUGACAGACUGGAGAGCGUUGGGGCCACCUUACACUUAGGGAAAGGGUGGUUUGGUAUAUGAUGGUGCGACAAUACCUCCAAUCUCCUGUCUCCUAACCUCAAACCCUUAAGAAAGCGGGGAGGGGGGGGGGUGGAGAGGAAGAGGAGAAAAAUAACUUCUCACAUGUAUCCAGUGGUCUUCUUCCCAUUAUAUGGGAUUUCUUGGGUGUUCCAGAUAAGCUCCUCUUACAGAUAUGUUGCAGGAAAGCUUUCUUGUGUUUUGGGGGUGGGAGUGCCUUCCAGAUGAGACCUAGGUCCUUUUUAGAGUGGUAGUCUAGUUCUACCCUGCCCCGCCCCCGAAGUGCCACUCCUAGCUGAAGUUUCAUCUCCUAGGGAGCCAGAUGAAACCUUAGGUAUGCUUUGGGACCAUGUUCGAAGAUAAAAAGACUUGGCUGUGAGAGGGGAACAAAAAAGAAGCUUUAGCCUCUGCUGUAACCACCAUAUUGUGGCAGCUAACUGGAAGGGCUAACAUGACAGCUGGUGAAACUUGAUGUCCUCAGUUAAACUUGUAUUUAAUGGCAAGGAAUGCCCCAGUCUUUCCACUGUUCCCCCAAAUUUUGUCUUCACCCAUAUAAGAUGUGCUUCCAACAAGGGUGAAGAGAGAAGUUUACUAGAUCCUGAAUAUUUGGGUUCCUGCAGGGAGUAAGACCUAGGUGUUGAACUUGGGUUCAUUUCUUUAGUAUUCAUAUGAGAACUGCUGAUUGUUCUGAACCUGCUGUGAAGUUUUCUGAUGUUGGCCUAUGAGCCAACAUUUUUGAAUUUCUGAGUUGUGUGGAAUUAAAAUGCUGCUGCUGUUAACAGUGAA